CAUACAAGGCGGACAAAUUUAAACUUCCGUCCAAUCUCCAUAAACGUUUGUGUUCACCAUUCCGCAAAGUUUAUUGAAUUAAUUUAAUUAGUAAUAUAUACUCGUAAACGCUUUUGCUUCCAUCGUUCGUUCACAAGUGAAAAAAUAAUUGGCAAAAUAUAGCAAAUAAUAUGAAACGCGUUACCUUAUUAAUUUGGAUACCUUUGCUUACCUUAUACCAAUUCGCUUUUUCAGCGAGGCCGAAAGAGUAUAGCAUGAAAAUGUAUAAGGUGUGGUGUGACUUCAGUCCAAAGUUUUUCAACGGGUCUUAUUGCGGCGUAAAACCCCAUCGUGACCAAAGAGGCCGCUUCACCCUCAAAGCCUUCAUUCACAGAGAACUGAAAACGCUAAAUGUAUCCGUUCAGCUACACCAGAAAACCAACAUUUAUCGCCCAUUUCUACUGGGUUAUCAGGUAGAUGUUUGCAAAAUGAUGAACGGCAAGGGAUUCAAUUUAUUGCAUCGAUUAUCCUAUCUGGUUAUGUCGAAAAUAUCCAACUGCAAUCACACAUGUCCCUUCAAGGGUUGGUUUGAAGUGAAGGAUGCUAUUGUCGAGACGAAAUGGAUACCGUCCGUGCUACCUGAUGGAUUGUAUCGAUUCGACACGCAAGGAGUCAACGAGGAAGGAUACGUGGGCGCAAUGAAGUUUUACGUAAUUGUCACAAAUCCAGAUUUCUGAGAAUUCGGGAAUACCCACCUGUUGUUACAUAAUUUCU
Hermetia illucens (black soldier fly) is the source of this 753-nucleotide messenger RNA. RefSeq lists its product as uncharacterized. The record is from RefSeq and is a predicted model, not a curated record. NCBI's taxonomy places the organism in Eukaryota, Metazoa, Arthropoda, Insecta, Diptera, Stratiomyidae. The transcript is spliced from 4 exons. The coding region runs from base 171 to 716 and encodes 181 amino acids.